AUGUCGCUCGUUGCGGUAGGCGCAUGCUAUCUAGACACGAUCCUAACGACUCCCCAUUACCCUGGAGAAGAUGAAAAACUUCGUGCUUCCAAUAUCUCUCGUCGGAGAGGGGGCAACUGCCCCAACACACUUGAGGUUCUGCAGCAGUUGGUAGCUCACGGCUCAUCGACCGCGCAACUAUCAUUGAACCUGGUUGCAAUCCUGCCCUCCAGGUCAUCAGCUGCUUCGCAGCAGAUCCGAGCGGCAUUCGAACCGCACGUCAACAUGGAUCACUGCAUCUACCGGGACGAGAUAACAGAGCCUGCUUCGAGUUACAUCUUCAAAAGCCAGACGACGGGGAGCCGGACCAUCGUCAACUACAAUGAGCUUCCGGAGAUGACCGUUGAUGAAUUUGUCACGAUUGCCAACACUUUAGGCCCGACGGUUUCGUGGUUUCAUUUCGAGGGUCGGAUUCCGGACGUCACCCUGUCUUGCAUCCGCUACCUGCGGCAACAUCUCCCCUCGGUCAGAAUCAGCGUCGAAGUAGAGAAGCCAGGACGGCCUGGGCUGCAGGAACUCGCGGAGGAAGCCGACGUUGUUUUCUACUCGAAGAGCUGGGCUCAGGGAAAUGGGUAUAAAUCGGCUGAGCAAUGUGUUCAAGAACAAUCGUCUCUGACACAGAAGGCCUCUCUUCUAUGCUGCACAUGGGGUGAACAUGGAGCAGUAGCUCUGAGUACCGCGACCAAAGAUGUGAUUCAUCAGCCCGCAUACACCGCGCCAGACUUUCGUAUCGUGGAUACAAUUGGUGCUGGCGAUAGUUUCAAUGCCGGGAUGCUGUACGCGCUUCUCUGUCGGCGUGAUGAAUGGAGUUUGUCGCAGAAGCUAAGCUUCGCAAACCGAGUUGCUGGAAUGAAGGUAUCCCAAGAGGGCUUUUCAGGGCUUCAUCGUGCACUGAACUCUAUACGUUGA
Aspergillus fijiensis CBS 313.89 is the source of this 948-nucleotide messenger RNA. Its product is annotated as ketohexokinase. NCBI's taxonomy places the organism in Eukaryota, Fungi, Ascomycota, Eurotiomycetes, Eurotiales, Aspergillaceae. The record is from RefSeq and is a predicted model, not a curated record. Bases 1 to 948 code for a protein of 315 amino acids. The transcript has 6 exons. Gene Ontology annotation, molecular function: ketohexokinase activity. Gene Ontology annotation, biological process: fructose metabolic process.